Messenger RNA from Corythoichthys intestinalis (scribbled pipefish), 4947 nucleotides. RefSeq names its product volume-regulated anion channel subunit LRRC8C. The coding region runs from base 102 to 2531 and encodes 809 amino acids. Lineage: Eukaryota; Metazoa; Chordata; Actinopteri; Syngnathiformes; Syngnathidae. The transcript has 3 exons. The record is from RefSeq and is a predicted model, not a curated record. Gene Ontology annotation, molecular function: protein binding.
CUUGACACCGGUGCGCUCCUUGUUCUUAUCUCUGAAAAGGGACUCCCGAAAUAUACCUGACACCACAGUGGAUCACGUUGGCCGUAGCAGCAGCAGCCAGGAUGAUCCCAGUGGGGGAAUUUCGCAACAUUGGCAUCGAGCAGAACUCCAAGUACCGUGUACUCAAGCCGUGGUGGGAUGUUUUCUCUGAGUACCUGUGCGUUGCCAUGUUAAUGAUCGGAGUCUUUGGAUGCACCCUGCAGCUCACCCAAGACAAGAUCGCUUGCCUGCCAAGUCCCUUCACCAGUCCGACACCUGGCGCCAUUGAUUGUAGCCACAUCCGCAGCUAUGCUGAGAACCAUUCAUGGGAAAGCCUCAAUUUCAAACCGGGUAAUCCCAUCAUACGGGAGGUUCUCGGUCGCAAGAAUGGCCUGGACAUCCACCAGUAUGUCUUUAUCAACCACUACUGCUACGAGCGGUUUGUGCACUGGUAUGCAAAGUACUUCCCUUACCUCGUGGUGAUCCACACCAUGAUUUUCAUGGUGACCAGUAGCUUUUGGUUCAAAUUCCCUGGGACGUCCUCCAAACUUGACCUCUUUGUAACCAUCCUGGGAAAAUGCUUUGACUCCCCCUGGACCACCAGGGCCUUGAGCGAGGUUUCUGAGGAAAGAGGUGAGGAAAAGUUGUUCAGCUGGAGGAGAAACACGGUGUCUAAAGAUCCCACGGAGAGACGAGCCGACGAGGAGGAGACCACCUUGCUUCAGCGUACCGCCUCGUCUAAAUCUAAUGCAGAUAAGAAAACUCAAGAGUCUCAGUCAGCUCCAUCUGUGUUGGAUAAAAAGGAAGGAGAGCAGGCUAAAGCUUUGUUUGAGAAGGUGAAAAAGUUCCGAACUCACGUCGAGGAAGCAGACAUCUUGUACAUUAUGUAUGUGCUGCAAACAUCCCUCAAGGUCUUUAAGUUCCUUUUAAUCAUCAUCUACACUGCGGCGUUGUCUCCAAACAUUGAGAUUGUCGUACGCUGUUUAGUUCCCCCCGAGCUGACCGGGUUCGACAUCUAUUGCUGUAACCACAACAAAGCUCACCUAUUCUCCAAGCUGGCCUAUUGCUACAUUAGCUUUGUUGCCGUUUACGGGUUGUUGUGCAUCUACACACUCUACUGGCAGUUUCACCGCCCCUUAAGGGUCUACUCCUUUGAGCACGUCAGGCUAGAGACAGGAAUCAAUGACAUACCAGACGUGAAGAAUGAUUUCGCCUUCCUGCUCCACCUGGUGGACCAGUAUGACGAUCUUUACGCAAAAAGAUUUGCUUUCUUUCUGUCCGAGGUGAGCGAGAGCCGACUCCAUCAGCUUAACCUCAACUAUGAAUGGACUGCCAAAAAAUUGCGCAGCCGUCUGGCUAAGAACGCUAAUGACUUACAGGAGCUACACCUGGCUCUGUUGCCGGGACUUCCCGACACGGUCUACGAGCUAGCUGAGAUACAGUCCCUGAAAUUGGAGCAGGUUAAAAAUGUCUCCAUUUCACCUAGUGUUGCUAAGCUGGAGAGUCUUCAGGAUCUCUCGCUGAUAUACUGCCAGGCCAAGGUUCAGCUGCCUGCCUUGAAAUACUUUAAAGAACAUUUGAAGUUCCUGCGCUUAUGCUUUGAAAGUCUCGAUGAAGUUCCUGAGUGGAUGUACCACUUGCAAAACCUUGAGGAGUUGCACCUAAAUGGCCCACUAACAAACGAAUUGGCACGGAGCGCCCAACUGGACUCCCUUCGAGAGCUGAUAGCCCUAAGGGUCCUCACCCUGCGCUCCAAUCUCUCAAAGAUUCCGACAAGCAUCAGCGACGUCGCACUGCAGCUGCAGCGUCUGUGCAUCUACAACGAAGGCACCAAGAUCCAAGCCUAUAGCGGCCUGAAGAAGCUGACCAAUCUCGUGUCUCUGGAGUUAGUGGGCUGUGAACUGGAGCGUAUCCCGAGUGCUGUCUUCAGCCUGAGUAAUCUGCAAGAGUUGGAUCUGAAAGAAAACAAGCUGACCACCGUGGAAGAAAUCCUGAGCCUGCAACAUUGCCAACGGCUGGUGACGCUGCGCCUGUGGCACAACAAAAUCACUUACAUUCCCGAUCAUAUCAGCAAGCUUCACACACUGGAGACACUGGACAUCAGCUGGAAUAAGCUGCGAAAGCUGUCAGCGCGCCUGUUCUACUGCACCAAAUUGAGGCAUUUGGACAUCUCGCACAACCAGCUUACCACCAUACCUCCCGAGGUGGGCAUCCUUCAGGGUCUCCAGUUCUUUUCCGCUGCUUUCAACUCAUUAGAGACCCUACCAGAUGAACUGUUCUCCUGUAAAAGACUAAAGACUCUCAUCCUGGGAAACAACUGCUUGUUCUACCUUAGCUCCAGGGUGGCUAACCUUUCCCAACUUGUUCGACUGGAACUCAAAGGGAACCGCCUGGAAGCUUUACCUGCUGAAGUAGCGGACUGUCCUUUGCUAACAACCAGUGGGCUUGUAGCAGAGGAAAACCUGCUGGAGUUGUUACCUCCGCACGUGCGCACAAGGUUGAUUAGUUGCUAAAUCAAUCCAAAGGUUUUUGACUGAUGUGUCUUGAUUUACAAGGUCAUUUUGAAUGGACACCCAAUUCAGAUAGAACAGCUAAUACUGUUCUAACUCAAGGUUGGUUUAUACCUGGCGUGUUUAACGAUCCGAGUGGAAACAAGAUGCAAGUAGAUGGGCACGCAUUUUUCAGAAUCUUUACUCCUACUCCAGGCAGCUCUGUAGGGCUUGCCCUCAUGGUGAAACCGGUAUUCUCCCAGACUGCAGGGGGCAGCAAAAAAAGCUGUCUCCGGCAUUCGAGCAACUUCAUACUAUAGAGAGAGAAAAGAUGAGCGAGAGAGAGUAAAAGAUCCAUUUCUCUGCUACAUGGGGAAGCUCGAGGCUCUCAUCGAGGAGGAACAACUUUGUUGUUAUUCUGAGCACAAUGGUUGAGGAAAUCUGUGACCUAAACUUUUGUUACAUUGAAAUUUGGUCAUUUAUUUCUGUCCAAAACCUGACAAAAUAGAUGUGUUAAAUUGUAAAAUUGCCAAACGAUUGUGUUUGUUUAUCGAUUUACAGUUUGAGAUGCAGAGACAAAAGUUUCCUUCAUUUCAGUUAAGACCAAAACACAGCCGGCUGAUUGUUUUGUGCCUUCUUUAAAGGGAACCUCAGACUUAAAGACUUACAGGCUCUAAUAAGGCACAAUUGUUCUCUUUUACUAAAAUAUGUAGUUAGAAACACAUAAAAUAUUGCCGGUGAUUUAAAUCUAUAAUAUUUAGUACAUGUUUUGACGUACGGGGGGGCGCCAUGUUUUAUGCACGCAAUGGACACUCGGGGUGAUGACGUAGGUUGUAGGUUGCUUAGUGCAAUGACAUACCGCAAGCAGCACGUCACGUUUGUUCAUUAAUAUUCAUGACGUUAGCAAUUGUUGCUAGGCGAGUCAACCUCCUGUUUGUCCCUAAUAGUAAAUGCAUGGAAAUAGUGUACGAACGAGAUGUUUACUGAGCUAAACCUACCAAUUCUGUCCGAAAAUGAUGUCCCUGGUGCCAAAUUCACUACUAAAGAUGUGGAAGAACAUACAAAUGUUUAGUUAAAGAGAUGGCUUGAGUGUCGAGGCCUUAAAAAGACGUGAAAAAGAGCAGACCUGAUCCAGAGUUCGCUUUUUUAUGUACACCUUUUUCUUGUGUGCAUUGGCUUACGCCACUGACAAUGACCUUCUCCUGUUUCAACAAUCUAUCUUUUACCGCCAUAUGCCCUGUCUUUCUUAUAUAUUAUAUCCUCUGGAUGUCUUAUGUCUCUGACCGUUCUUGGGGGCCAUUUACAUUGCUAUUUUUGUGUAGCAAUCGUAAUUGCUACUCAGUGACAGCCAACGAACACUUAAUUUUUUUCAUUAAUAACAAAUCUUAAUUCUAUAAUAUAUUUACACUACCCCCUUACUAAAGGUGUUUUUUUACAACAGAAAAAGUAACAGUGGCAGUCAGAUCCCAUUUUAAUUUUUUCAGGUCGUUCAUUGUCAGGAAGACAUUAAAAAAUAAGUAAAAAUAUCAAAAUGGCUUACCUCUUCGUCCUCUGUAGGACCAUGGCCUCCAACAAAAUGUUUACUGCAUAUGAAAUGUAAAUGACUUCACCUUGCUGGCGUUAAACUGGUCUUUUGGACUUUCGCGCAAGUUGAUACAUUCUUCACAUUUUUACUCCGAGUUUUUGGUUUCGGGAAACCUAUGAAGAAAACAUCCUUCAUAUGUCAUAAUGUCUACAGUCGUUUCUACAAGUUUUGUAGCAGCAGUGUUUGAUCAGCAUGUUUGUUUGUUUUUUAAAGAAUACCGGAGAAAACAAGCAGAAGUAACAUGGAGUGUAUGCGAGGGCGUGUCUAUAACAACCCACUUCUGCGUUACGAUGGCGACGUCACGGUCUAAAAAUAGCAUUUGUGCAGUACGCUAUUCCUUCUACAUGUCGAGACGUCCAACAUAUCCGCACAUCGGUUAAAAGCGCUAAGUACUUACUAUUUGUGUUUUUAAUUAGUCUUUUAUUACCUUAUCAUUGCCUCAAAAUACUUUUUGCAUGUGUUUCCCUCUCAUACGUUUAACCAUUAUUUUCUUGUUGUAGCUUUAAAGCAGAUUGUCAGCAGGUCGAAAACCAAAAGUGGUUUUUGCCAUGUGGCAAAAAAAAAAUUGCCAUGUGGCAUUUUUUUUGCCAUAUGGCAAACAAAUUUUGCCAUGUGGCUUUUUUUUUUCUUUUUGCCAUGUGGCAAAAAACUUUUGCCAUGUGGCAUUUUUUUUUACAUGUGGCAAAAAGUUUUGCCAUGUGGAUUUUUUUUUCCAUGUGGCAAUUUUUUUUUUUUUACCAUGUGCCAUUUUUUUGCCAUGUGGCAAAAAAUGUUUGCCAUGUGCCAUUUUUUUGCCAAGUGGCAACAUUUUUUUGCCAUGUUGCAAAUAUUUUUUUUGCCAUGUGGCUUUUUUUU